UUCCAACACCGCCACGACGCGACUCACGCCUAUAACGAUAGCCCCCCUCUCUUCCCUCCCCUCUCCUCUCCUCUCCGCUUCCUAAUUCCCCUCUGCAUCCUCCUGCUCGACGAGCGUAGUUGACCCCAUAUGUGAUUGAUGGAUGAUGACCGUUCCGAUGGAUAAAGCUACUGCUUCCCCAUCAUCAAGGGAGCUUGCACAGCGGCUCUUAAAGAAGAACGCUGAACAUGAAAGUCGUCUGCGAAGGUCAGCACAGUCCAAAGUGCCAUCAGAUCCUAACAUAUGGUUUCAGAUGCGUGAGAACUAUGAAAAGAUAAUCCUUGCUGAUCAUGACUUCUCUGAAAAACGUGAGAUAGAAUAUCUUCUGUGGCAGUUGCACUACAAAAGAAUUGAGGAAUUCCGAGCUCAUAUUGUCUCUGCUGGGAAGAACAAUGCCAAUCCUGAUCGGAUCAAGAGGAUCAGAUCUUCUGUUAGAAGUUUCCUCUCAGAAGCAACUGGUUUCUAUCAUGACUUGAUGCUGAAAAUUCGGUCUACUUAUGGGCUUCCGUUGGGCUACUUCUCUGAGGGUCCUGAUAGUUCUGUUGUUCCUGAUAAAGAUGGGAAGAAAGUGGUUGGGGUGAAAAAAGGCUUGUUGUCAUGCUAUCGCUGUUUGAUAUAUUUAGGAGAUCUUACCCGAUACAAAGGUCUGUAUGGGGAUGUGGAUUAUGCAAGUCGUGAAUAUGCUGCAGCCUCUAUCUACUACAAGGAAGCAGCUUCGCUGUGCCCUUCGAAUGGCAACCCACAUCAUCAGCUUGCAAUACUGGCAUCAUAUGCUGGAGAUGAGGUAACAGCUAUCUAUAGGUACUUCCGUAGCUUAGCUGUGGAUAAUCCUUUUUCUGCAGCGAGGGAAAACUUGAUUCUCGCAUUUGACAAGUUUCAUAUGCAGAAUCAUGAUAUCUAUGCUCAGCUAUCAGGUAAUAGCAAGGUUCCCAACGCUAAGAGCUUGCCAUCCAGAUCAGUUGGUAGGGCCAGAGGAAGGGGUGAGACAAGAUUUCAGCCCAAAGGUUCUAGUACAGAAGAAAAUUCAAAGGAGCGAGAGCACAGUAUUCAAGAAAUACUGAAGGCUUUCUAUAUUCGAUUUGUUCGCCUCAAUGGAAUUCUUUUCACAAGGACAAGCUUGGAAACAUUUGGGGAGUUGUCUGCUACAGUUAUCAGCGAUUUGCAAAUUCUUCUUUCAUCUGGUCCUUACGAGGAGCUUAAUUUUGGUGUUGAGGCUGCUGAAAACGCGCUUUCUGUUGUUAAGCUUAUUGCUAUCCUUAUAUUCACAGUGCACAAUGCAAACAAAGACGCAGAUAAUCAAUCAUAUGCUGAAAUUGUGCAACGCAGAGUUCUUCUUCAAAAUGCAUUUGCUGCAGCCUUUGAAUUUGUUGGAUACCUUCUCAAAAGAUGCGCAGAGCUUCAUGAUGUUGCAUCAAGUAUCUACUUGCCAGCUAUUUUGGUCUUCAUUGAAUGGCUGGCGUGCCAUCCAGAUUUUGUGGCUAGUUCUGAGAUGGAUGAAAAGCAAGCCGAUGCAAGAUCUUUCUUCUGGAGUCAAUGCGUGCCAUUUAUGAAUAAGCUCAUUUUGACUGGUCUCGCACAUGUCGAUGGUGAUAAUGAUGAAACUUGCUUUUUUGACAUGGGCACAUAUGAGGAGGGUGAAACUGGGAACAGGCUUGCGUUGUGGGAGGAUGUUGAGUUAAGAGGGUUUUCGCCUUUGGUACCUGCUCAAGGUAUCUUGGACUUCUCCACCAAGCAAGGUUUUGGAAGUGAUGGAGGUACCAAGGAGAAAAAAGCACGUGUAGAAAGGAUUCUUGCUGCAGGGAAGGCGCUGUUAAAUUUCGUUCAAAUUGAUCAGCUGCGAAUAUAUUUUGAUGCAUCCUCAAAAAAGUUCCUUAUGGCUUCAGAACCUCCUCCUCCUGCUUCUUCUGUUCCUCUUGUUGUAUCUUCCAAUGCGCAGACAACAAAUCACAUACAACAGGAACCUGAAGUCUCCAGUAAAAUUGGUUCUGUCGCAGAAGAUCUAGGUGUGCUUCAGUCAAAGGCACAACUCUUUCUUGAUGGAGAUGAUGAUGAAGAAAUAGUUUUCAAGCCUCCAGUUUCUGAAAAGCUUCCGAGAGUUACUUCAGAACAGACUAGUAAUGAGUUAUUACAGCCAGUGGUGGUGUCUGAUGUCAAUUGGUCAAAUGAUGGUGCACCACCACCAAUGACAUUUCAGAGCAAUGGACCGGUUCUGACUCCCAAUGUUUAUGUUCAAUCUCUCCCAAUCUCUUCUCUUGGUUGGGCAGCCAAUGCUGGGCAACAUGUGAUUCUUGAUGUUGGUGCAAGGUCAACAUCUGAUAUUUUUGAGUCUCUGAAAGCACCUGAUCAUAACUGGGUAAGCACUGGUGCACCACUUGUUGGCUCACUGGAUACAGUCCCUAUGGCGAGCUUUUCCAAUAUAAUUUCGGAUCAGCGUACACCUCCAUCGUCACUCGGUUGUUUCAGUAACCCAGAUAAUACAGCCAUACUCCCUGGGCAAGAUUCAUUCUUAUUGAGUGCAUUAAACAAUGUUAACAUAGGUGCAAGUGGAUUUCUGGAUCAAAGAGUGAAUGGUGGACUCAGUGGAUUACAGUCUGUGGGAAAUGUGCCUCAGGUAUCUGCUCAAGCUACUAUGAAUAGUACAAAUCCAAUGAUUGGUCAGUAUAAACAUACUGAAGUUACCAUCCCUUCUGCCUUCUAUUCAGUUCUGCCGUCAGUAGUAUCUUCUGAUGGUGUAUCAAAGAAAAAUCCUGUCAGCCGUCCUGGAAGACAUGUUGGCCCUCCUCCAGGAUUUAACAAUGCCCCUCCAAAGCGACAGGAUGAUUCCAUUUUAGCUGGCAAUGGCCAGCAUGUUCAGACCAAUGACGGCAUCUGGUUGGAUGGCUACAGGUCAUCACUGGAUUAUGUCAAUAAUCAGCGUUUUGCACAUUCAAAUGUUACCACUGCCAGCAGUACUUUCACCACUCCCUUUCCUUUUCCUGGAAAACAAGCUUUCAGCAUGCAUCCUAGAGGUAGCGAUGAAAAACAGUGGCAGGAUUUCCACCUUUUUGGGCCCACAAAGCAACUUCCAGAACUUAAUUUUCAGCAAGGGAACCAGCAAAAUGGUCCACUGGCGGAACAAUUACCAGCACAAUCUGCAUGGUCUGGCAAUUACCUUGUGUGACUAGCUUGUACCAUGAAGGAUUUGCUGAGAAUCUGUUGGGAGUAAGUGGCGAAGAUUGACACUUGAAUUCGGCCUUGAUAAGUACAGCCCUGUCAUGUAAUGUUUCUUUUGGAAGAUGCUUGUCUUGGAAGCAUAACAAGUGCUACCCUUGGAACUGGGUAUGGCAGGUCUUCCAGGCUAUGAAGGGGAUUUUAGAUGAUCCCUUCCAUUGUCUGAUGAGAAUAUGUACGGAGAGUUCUUUAACUUCUCAGACCCAGGGUUUUGACCUAAUGAGUAAUCUGCAAUUCUGCAUACGGGCAGUUACUGAGAUGCGUCAGGUAAGUCCGUGGAUUGGUUGCUGCCGUGGAAACUGAAGCCUUCACGAACGAAUGGAUGAAAUUCUGUUUUUGGUGGUACUCUUGUCGAUCAGAGCUAUGAAUAAAGUUGGUGAUGACUGCUUCAUGCUUGUGGAUGUUCUUUCCAGCUAUAUUGUUCAUGUGGUACAUUGUUACUGCAAAGUCAUUAAAUACACUUAAGGAUAAAUCAUUAUGCAGUUGCUAUCAUAUGAUGUGCUAUGGUAGCAACGUUUCGUGUUGGUAUUUGUGUGUGAACCAAAUGUAUUAUCAGCUUGAUGAGCUGAUCUUUUAAAACGUAUUGACUUGUAAUAUGUUGUACAGAACGUCUUGCUUGUUUUAAUACCGAAUGUCGUGCUUGUUUUAAUCU
This is a messenger RNA of Oryza sativa Japonica Group (Japanese rice), 3901 nucleotides long. RefSeq names its product nonsense-mediated mRNA decay factor SMG7. Gene Ontology annotation, biological process: nuclear-transcribed mRNA catabolic process, nonsense-mediated decay. The record is from RefSeq and is a predicted model, not a curated record. Gene Ontology annotation, cellular component: telomerase holoenzyme complex. Gene Ontology annotation, molecular function: telomeric repeat DNA binding; telomerase RNA binding; protein binding. NCBI's taxonomy places the organism in Eukaryota, Viridiplantae, Streptophyta, Magnoliopsida, Poales, Poaceae.